Messenger RNA from Megalobrama amblycephala (Wuchang bream), 2289 nucleotides. Its product is annotated as B-cell receptor CD22-like. The record is from RefSeq and is a predicted model, not a curated record. The coding region runs from base 395 to 1987 and encodes 530 amino acids. NCBI's taxonomy places the organism in Eukaryota, Metazoa, Chordata, Actinopteri, Cypriniformes, Xenocyprididae. The transcript is spliced from 10 exons.
AAUCAUAGCAGUGCAUCUCUUACAGCAGACACGCCUCUUCAAACACUAACUAUUCAGAAACCUCAUGAAUACUGAUCAUGGUGACAGGAAGAUACUCUUCACACUGAGAGCUUCAUUUGAAUAUUAUUAUGAAAGAUCUGCAGUCAUGCAUUUACACAUUUAUUUUUUUUUAAUCAUCCUUCUUGAAAGAUGUUUUACUUUUUUAUUUUUUGAAAGUGGUUUCAUUUGGGUUGUUCCUGUCUCGGCAUGGGGCAGGUCACUACAAUAGACUUUAAAAAGAGGAAGGAAAAAAAAAUUGCAAAAACUACAGAAGAAAGUUUUCAGCUCACAUUUGCGGUUCACUCUCCUGGAGUCUGUUUGCUGUGUCUGAAACUACAACACGUUUCCUGCAGUGAUGUCACAGAGACCGGCUCCUUCUCUUCUUCUGCUGUUUCUGCUCAUGAUUCCAGGAGUUUGUAGUCAGUGGAGUGUGAGUUACAGUCCUUCACACAUCUGUGCACUAAAUAACUCAUCAGUGAUAAUGAGCUGCACUUAUACAUACCCUACUGGAUAUCAGAUCGAGAGAGUGUUCUGGACCAAAACAAAUAUUAAGGAGAAAAAUGAAGAGUUUCCAGAUCUGUCUGAGGACCCUGAAUACAGUCAGAGGCUUCAGUAUCUGGGAGAUAAACAGCAGAACUGCACCAUCAGACUGAGUCAUGUGACACUGAAGGAUUCACACGAGUACUAUUUCAGAUUCACCACUAAUAAAGAUGAUGGAAAAUGGCUUGGUUUUCCAGGAGUGACUCUUACUGUCACAGAUCUUCAGGUGGAGUCUCCUGAGAGAGUGACAGAGGGAGAUUCAGUCCGUCUGACAUGUAAAAGCAGCUGCACUCUGACUGACAGAGCAACAUUCAUCUGGUACAGAAACUCACAGCCAGUAACUACAGGAAUUAUUGGAAACCAGCUCAUCCUCUGGAGAGUCAGCAGAGAAGAUACAGGCAGAUAUAGCUGUGGUGUAGAUGGUUACAUCUCUCCUGCUGUUCAACUCAAUAUUAGAUAUCCUCCAGAGAAUCCAGUGAUCUCCAUCAGUCCAUCUGGUGAAAUAAAGGAGGGAGAAUCAGUGACUCUGAUCUGCAGCAGUGAUUCAAACCCUCCUGCAGAAAUCAGAUGGUUUAAAGGAGGAACAUAUCUGAAAUUUGGAAAAACAUACAGCAUCUCAAAGAUCAGCUCUGAUGACAGUGGAGAAUACAAAUGCAAGUCCAUCAAUGAACAUGGAGAGAAAUACUCUGCUGUGACUUUAAACGUCAUGUACCCUCCCAGGAACGUCUCAGUGUUGAUAAACGGAUCUGGUGAAAUAGUGUCAGGAGAUUCAGUGACUCUGAUCUGCAGCAGUGAUUCAAACCCUCCUGCUCUGAACUUCAGCUGGUUUAAGGAGAAUGAAAGCUCAGCUGUUGGAUCUGGACAGAGUUUCAGUGCACUACAGAGUGGACGCUUCUACUGUCAGGCUCACAAUCAACAUGGAUCUCAGAGAUCAGACGCUGUAACUGUCACAGUGCAUCAUGGUCUUGGUUGGCAUGUCUGGUUGGGGAUCACAGUGGCAUGUUUAGGAUUCUUCAUCAUCAUCUUCAUCAUCAUCAUCAUUCUGUUUAUAAUGAGAAAACGAAGAGAUGCUAAAACUGAAGACCUCACAGUGAAACAGGACAAUCUGUACUCUGAUGUAACAGGGAGAGACGUUCAUGUUUCUGAAUCAGCCGAUUGUGAUGACGCUCAGUACGCCACUGUUACUUCCAGCAAACCCAGAAGAGACAGAAACGCUCCUGAUCGCAGAGAUACUGAGGAGAUCCAGUACGCAACUGUACAACAUCACAAAAACAAACAGACCAAGAGAUCAGAGGAGAACGAAAGCCAGUACGGCAAUAUCAGGAUUCACCAGCCUGAAUCUGCUGUGAGGCGAUCAAAUGUUGAAACUGUGGACGACGCUUCUGUGAUCUACAGCCGUGUCAAAUGAGUAACAGAGACCAUCAUGAAGACAAAGGCCUAAACAAAUAAUAAUUAAUGUUCUGAAAGUAGGGCUGUGAAUGUAGCGUGUUCAGUGAUUUAUUAUUCAUUAUUCAGGUAAAUAAUGACAGGAAUGCAGUGAUUAUGAUCUGAUUACAAGAUGAAGACAAAUGAAAGAGUCAAGAACCCACAACACAGUGUUUGAUGAGACUAAAAAACGUUUGUGAUGUCACUGGCUGGUAAUUCGAUUUAAACUUUUGACUUCAAUGUUUUCUGUGACCAAAUAAAAAAAAUCAUAUCAGUUUUACCAAA